CGGAGGAGAGCGAGGAGAAAGGGGGAGGAGGAAGCAGCACAGCUGAGAGAGAGACACACACACAGCGGCUGCACUGGGAUGCUGUUGCAGCCCUGAGAACUGGAGCUGCUUUGGAGGAUUUGUCAUUGACGACACCGAUGGAGCGCGAGAGGAGAAUACAAAUGAUGGGGAUGUCAUGUUUUUAUCACCUGGGAAGAGAAGAUAUGUGAUAAGGGAAUCUUGGACGGUGUAGAGAUGUACGCCUUCUACUCCCUUCUAGUCUACAUCUUUUACACUGUCUUUAAGAAGGAGGAGGAGGAGGAAGAAGCCUCGGAGGAGGCAUGUGGUGCUUCCUCAGAGGAGCCAGGACAUGUUUCCAUGGAAACAAGGAGCAGGAGGAGAGAUGGCCACAGCCCCAAAAUGGGGAAAAAAGCUUACGUUUGCCUUAGCGAAUCAAGCAGUAGCGGUGACAGUGAUGAAGAUGAAGAGGAGAGUUCCCCUGACAUCCCAGCAUGCACUCCUCUGGCUGCCUUUUUGUCCUUCAAACAGGAGGCUGAGAAGAGAAGGGCCUCGCAAGUUCAGUUGGAAGCAACAGGGAAGUUGGCAGACUCUCCUUUGGUGGCAGUGAUGUCCCACUUGCUGACUUUUCUGGAGCAGUACUCCCACUUCCAGCAGCUGCAGCAGCAGGCCGACCAGUACAGGGUUCAGCUGAAGAGGCACCGCGUCCAGCACCGCAGGCAGAUGAAGGCCCUGCGGUCCUCCUACCGCCAGCGUCUCAGGGACAAGAACAGCAUCAUCGGCAGCCUGGAGGAGGCCAUCAGUCAGCAGCAGACCCCCAGCCCGCUGAACGAGGGUGAGUCCAGCAGUGAUGCAGGGACACAACCUGGGGUUCACAGGUUGGUGGAGUCUCUGUACGGCCUCCAGGGUGAGAGGAGUAAGCUGAGAGGAGAACUCCGCCUGCUGCACUCGCAACUAGAACAGCAGGAAAGAGACCGACACUCUCGCAUACUGUCCUUUCAGCAGCAGAUUGAUGAGCUCAAGAGUUGCAUCGAGGAGCGUGAGGAGGAGCUGUCAAGACUGAGAACUGCCACCGGAGCCACAGAUUCAGAGAAGCGAGUGCUGUGUCUGUCGGCGGAGAAUGAUAGUCUGAAACAAAGCCUGAGCGUCACUCAAGGCCUCCUGCAGCAGCUGUCAGCCAUCCCCUCCCAGUCCAGCACCAUACUCAUCAAGGAGAACGAGAGCCUGCGCAGCAGAGUGCAGCAGCUGGAGCUCUCCCUACAACACCGUGCAGAGCAGCUGUCACAUCUGGAGCGACAGAACGAACAGAGCGAGUGGAGGAGAGGGGACGAGCUGAGGAAACGAGAGGACCGAGUGAGGGAGCUGCAGCUGGAGUUGGACAGAGAGAGAGACAAGGAACCAGUGGUGAAGUAUGUCACGCAGACUGUGACCGUAGAGUCACCUGCCACACAGAAGCAGCUGAGUAAAGCCAGACAGAGAAAUGAGCUCCUGUCUGAAAAGCUGUCCAGUCAGAACGAGCGAUGCAAACAGCUGGAGGAGCAUAUAAGGAAGUCGGAUGAAUACAGCUGUAAUUUGCAACACAAGAUUGCAGCGUAUGAGCGUGAAAUCAGUAAACUGAGAGAGGAACUGCUGAAAGAGAUCGGCCACUUGGAGGAGAGGAAGGAGGAGGCUGUGAAGGCUGCUGCCAACUGCUCAGCAGAACACUUCCAGAACCUGCAGGAUCAAUUCUUCAGCUUGCAGAAACGUCUGACAUCACUCCCUCCAACUUUACGCUCAAUGAAGACGGACUACACUAGUUUGAGGAGCCAAGUUCGUAACUUCUCCGAUUUUUACGGAGCAGCUAUAAAUGACGCAAAGAAACAGAUUUCAGCAGCUAUCAAUGAAAUGUCUGAAGCCAACAAAGAUCUUCUGGAUAAAUACCGGAAAGAAGUUGCACUGCGCAGGAAGUACCACGAGCAGCUGGUGGAGCUCAAAGGCAACAUUCGCGUGCUGUGUCGAGUGAAGCCUGUGCUGAAGGAGGACCAGCAUGAGGAGGACCAGUCUGUGGUGGUCACCACAGACCCCAACAAUGAGUCCUCACUCACCGUGCUGAACAAAGGGAAGGGUCGCAUCUUUGAACUGGACAAGGUUUUCCACCCUCAGGCCACUCAGGAAGAGGUCUCUCAGGAGAUCGAACCUCUUGUGACGUCCUGCAUCGAUGGCUACCAUGUCUGCAUAUUUGCAUAUGGACAGACUGGCUCUGGAAAGACCUACACCAUGGAGGGUAGUGUGGAGAACCCGGGAAUCAACCAGCGAGCGCUCAAACAUCUCUUCAGUGAGAUUGAGGAGAGGAAGGACAUGUGGUCUUACACCGUCACUGUCAGUUCUGUGGAGAUCUACAAUGAGGUGCUCAGAGAUCUGCUGAGUAAAGACGGAGAGAAACUGGACAUCAAGAUCAACCCAGAUGGAACAGGCCAGCUGCAUGUCCCCGGCCUGAGAGUCACUGAAGUUAAAAGCUUUCAGCACAUCAAGAAGAUUUUAGCCACAGCUCGCAGGAACAGGAUCACCUUUGGCACUCAGAUGAACCAGCAUAGCUCACGCUCCCAUGCUCUGCUCUGUAUCACAGUUCAGGGCACCGACCUCGCCACGGGAUCCAAAACCACCGGCAAGUUGAACCUGGUGGACCUGGCUGGCUCAGAGAGGGUCUGGAAGUCUGGUGCAGAGGGCGAGAGGCUGAAGGAGGCCCAGAACAUCAACCGCUCUCUGCUGUCACUGGGGGAUGUAAUUCAGGCCCUGAGGGCUCGGCAGACUCACAUCCCUUUCAGGAACUCCCGCCUUACUUACUUAUUACAAGACUCUUUGGGUAAAGGCAGCAAGACUGUCAUGGUGGUGCAGGUUUCUGCUCUGGAGAGUAACGUGGGAGAGACUUUGUGCUCGCUGAAGUUUGCCCAGAGGGUGUGCAAAGUGGAAUUGGGCCCUGCAGCCAGGAAGAUUGAAGCUGCUGGAGGUCACUGCGACUGAUGGUCAGGAAUCACCGGGGAGCAACGUAUGCAUCAAUCAGAUUACCGCUCAUUGUACUUAUGAAUCAUACAGCUACAGUUUCAACAACAACACUGCUGCUCAAGGGCUAAAUCUGUGGGAGGUGUGUGCGGCACCCAAAUGCCAACCUAUGACUGAGUACAGGUUUUAUGGAUGCUCUGUGCUUCUGAUAUAUGAUGACCCUUUAUUAUUAGAUAAUCUGCAUGUAGUGCCAAAACAACCUCAGACUCCCCCAGAGUGUAAGACACGAUGCUUCCUUAAACCACUAAUCUCAGCUCCUUUGUACUGAAUACCAAAAUCAAGGACAUACAACAUCCUCGGUGACCAUCAGAGCAGCAUCACGUCCAUACAGGUUUAGUAAGCAUCCAGUGUCAUAACAUCAAACCAUCUGCAUUGCUGUAAAUGUCUUUUUGUGAGCUUCACACCCCAACAUAGUAUAUUUUUAAAGGUUGUGGUGCAUAAGAGAAUCUGUUUUGUAGCAACGAUAUUGGCUAUUAACCAUGUUAAUGACACUUAACGCACACGUUUGUGUAAUUUUUGUGAAUGUUUGAAUACUUAAGUUUUUCAGAAUGUCAAUAGUUUGCCUUUUGAGAGAAGAGAAAAGCCUUUGAAAGAAGCAGGUGUCCUUGUACUGCAGUGGACAACAAUGAAUUGUGCAAUAUCUCCUUUGUUGAGGAGACAGUUUGGGUCCUAUGUGGACAGAAGAUGCACUUUAUUGUGAAAGGAGUGUUUCAGUUCAGACCAGGUAUUUAGGUGCUUGCAGUAGAUUAUCACUAGUGAAUGUCAUAUCAGAAAAAAAAUGCUUAAUUGUCUGUUCGUCAUUGUCCCUCCAUUUAUCACCUAUUGGAUCAAAACCAUCUUUGAUUCAAGUGUAGCAAGACAUUUAUGUUGCUGUAACUACCAUAGAUGUCACGUCAUGAUCGUUAGAGUACAUUUUAAGAUAGUUUUCUGAAUAAACAAUGUAUUUAAAAAGUG
Solea solea (common sole) is the source of this 3990-nucleotide messenger RNA. Its product is annotated as kinesin-like protein KIFC3. Gene Ontology annotation, molecular function: microtubule motor activity; microtubule binding; ATP binding. The coding region runs from base 235 to 2997 and encodes 920 amino acids. The transcript is spliced from 20 exons. Gene Ontology annotation, biological process: microtubule-based movement. The record is from RefSeq and is a predicted model, not a curated record. NCBI's taxonomy places the organism in Eukaryota, Metazoa, Chordata, Actinopteri, Pleuronectiformes, Soleidae.